AUUUCAAUCCAAUUAAAUUGCAGUUAUGGAGAGGAAAAAGGGUGGAGGUGUAAACAAAACAGUGCUGAUUAUGUUUGGGUAUUAGAUCCCAUUGAUGGAACUAAGAGCUUUAUCACUGGAAAACCCUUAUUUGGCACUCUCAUUGCUCUUUUGCAAAAUGGCACACCAAUCCUUGGCAUAAUUGAUCAACCUGUUUUAAAAGAAAGAUGGAUUGGGAUAACUGGAAAGAAAACUACUCUGAAUGGACAAGAAGUGUCCACACGCACUUGUGCGGACCUUUCUCAAGCAUACCUGUACACUACAAGCCCGCAUCUUUUUAGUGGAGAUGCAGAAGAGGCAUUUAUCCGAGUUAGAGACAAGGUUAAAAUUCCAUUAUACGGUUGUGACUGCUAUGCAUAUGCUCUUUUAUCUUCUGGCUUUGUGGAUCUUGUAGUUGAGUCCGGUCUGAAGCCGUACGACUUUCUUGCAUUGAUACCUGUUAUUGAAGGCUCUGGAGGUGUCAUAACUGAUUGGAAAGGACAUCAACUCCGUUGGGAAGCUUCGCCACUUUCAAUCGCUACAAGUUUUAAUGUUGUAGCCGCCGGUGACAAACAGAUUCAUCAACAAGCUCUAGAUUCAUUAAAAUGGUAGUAUGGAUGCUUCAAGUCUCUAAUCUUCUUCAGAAGCCAAUUUCUAGUUUAGAUGUUCCUAAAGACGCGUAUUAUGAUUCCAUUGUCACGCAUCUAUUUAUCAAAAUCUGAGAUGUACUAUAUAAGGAAAGGUGAGUAGUCAGUGAAGGAUAAUUGUCAGAGUACAAAUGUAGAAGAGAUGCUAAUUCAGUCUUAGGACAUGGUUUCGUUCAGAGUGGCAAAACUUAUUCUUAAGAAUGGAAUGCUGAAAAUAAAAUGUAACUUUGUUUGUUAUGAAAGAAUAAAAAUAUGUUCCUAGAUGCAAUUUAUACCA
Vicia villosa (hairy vetch) is the source of this 942-nucleotide messenger RNA. Its product is annotated as bifunctional phosphatase IMPL2, chloroplastic-like. Gene Ontology annotation, molecular function: phosphoric ester hydrolase activity. The record is from RefSeq and is a predicted model, not a curated record. The transcript has 7 exons. Lineage: Eukaryota; Viridiplantae; Streptophyta; Magnoliopsida; Fabales; Fabaceae. The annotation marks the transcript as partial. Gene Ontology annotation, biological process: L-histidine biosynthetic process.